Messenger RNA from Oncorhynchus keta (chum salmon), 5298 nucleotides. RefSeq lists its product as uncharacterized. Gene Ontology annotation, molecular function: DNA binding; DNA-directed DNA polymerase activity; nucleotide binding. Gene Ontology annotation, biological process: DNA replication. The transcript is spliced from 4 exons. Lineage: Eukaryota; Metazoa; Chordata; Actinopteri; Salmoniformes; Salmonidae. The record is from RefSeq and is a predicted model, not a curated record. Bases 1202 to 3220 code for a protein of 672 amino acids.
AGAACUAUUUAAUAACGUUGUUAGCAUUGCUUUAGCGCAAACAUAAAGGCCCGAAUAUUGAGCUGCACGGACAGAUUAAAAUAAUAAUAAUAAUAUUCGGAAUAAGGGAAUCUCGCAUAAUGGAUAUUUCUGGAUGUGAGUAAAUGAAAAAAACAUAUUUUAAGAUUUGUUUGAAUAUUAUUGGAAUAUUAACCCCUAGUUAUUUGGGUAUUUCAGGCCAAAAGCCCAAUAUAGGUAAAAAAAAAGUGUAGAUAUAGCGUAUAACUGUUAACAUUGUCUAAUGGAAUCUAGGAUCCCCGACAUUUACGCAGCUUUUACGCGAUUUACCUGAUCUGGAACAUGAUGGGGGUUCGCAGGAGCAAAAGUCUGGCAGACAAUCACCAACGGCCUUUUUUCGUUCCGACAUACAGCCCGGUAUGCUAAAGGAUGCAUUAUGGACAUCUGACACGCAGGACUUUGAUGCAAUUCUACCGUUCUGUACGAGCGAUUUUUCAAACUCACCGCGAAUCCAGGGAACAUCGACCCCCUCCCGACAUAUUCCAGACCCCAACAGGCAACGAACAACUGCGGCCCAAGUACACUGCUCAGAAUCAAGCCCACCCGAAAACUACUGUUGGGCCGGGAACUUGCUGCUUCACGAGCCGGCGCUCCAGGGACAAGACUGCCCGGAGACAGGCCCAGCAGAAUCUGGAACGCUAGAGGGAAAAAGUCACACACCCCCGGUUUCGGCGAUUCGUCACAACAAGCGCCAAAAAAGCCGAGACUCCGCCCCGGCGAAAAACGGCACAGACGACCACAUACAUCUAGAGCUGGGGGAUUCCGGCGCCCCGAGCAUUCCGGAUGAAACACCCGAGAGACCUGUUUUUAAUGACAUGUCAGAUGUUGAUGACCAGCUAUUCUCUGAUGCGGCCAACCUUAUAGACCCAGUCAAUUCUACGGCCUCAGUACCUGCAGCCGAACAAGAAAGGUUUUUCACAUUAUUUUCCAGGGCUUUGAAAUCGAGGAAUGUUUUGCUAUACAAACGACUGGGGGAUUUAAUUGAGAGACAGUACAGAGACGAUAUGUUAUUCUGGCAUAGAACAAUUCCACGCAUGUUAAACAGCAACCCCAUUAAAAAACGCAAAUACAGACGCUAAAAUCAUACAUGUAACACCAACCAUUACAGAAAGAAAAAAAAACGAACACUCUUAAUUAUCCAAAAAUGGCAGAACUAACGCAACACGGGGAGACAGUUGAAAGCCUCUUAUCCCAGAUUCCAGACGAACUCCUAGAAAUUAUAAGACGUAUGAACGAUUCAGGAACGUUAGAUGAAAGCAUAUUAACACAGAUUCCAUCCGAACUCUUAGAAAUGAUUAAUCGUAUGAACCAGUCAGGGGGGGUUGAGGAAAACAUGUUAUCCCAGUUUCCCGAAGCCCUCAUAACCUUAAUUAAUCGGAUGAACGAGAGUCAGACAAUUUCGGCCCCGACAACCCCGACAGCGAUAGAACAACCCGUAACGCCUAGGUCCGUAGAGUCUGAAACGCCACAAGAUGUUUUUGGGGAAUUGGACAAUUGUCUAAUAAAUCUGGCGGCAGAUGUUCAUGAUAGAUGUGUCAGGGUUGUGUACAGGAAUAAAUUCAACAAUACAGAGAUUCGACAGUUUUUCAAUUUCCUAUGUGUGAAUCAGAAUCUUGACUAUGCUGUAUUUUACAUGAUGAUAAUGGACACUCUGAAUGACCUGUUAGAAACAGCAAGAGAUUAUGGCGAACCUCGUGAUGUCUUACAGUUGGAAAUAUGUGGAGAUAGCCUGCAUAAUACAGUAUCUCUUAUUUUACCCAAUGGCGAAGCAGAUCUUGAACAAUUUACAGCGCUGGUAGAACGCCUUGUUCAGUCAAAUUUAGCCAUCAUAGCCGAUCGGACCCUAGAGCUUGUAGUGCAAAUAAUACGUCAGCCGCAGGGGGGCGGUGGGCAGAGAAGGAAGCUUGAUAGCCUAAUGCAGUCAGAAAUCAUAAGCAAUAAAAGGGCCUACCUCAUAAACGUUCACAAUCCCGAUAAUAAGCUAUGUUUUGCAAUAGGCCUAGCGCAUUUACUUAACCCCGGAUGUACUGAUCUGACGGCAUUGCAAAAGGCUAGAGAGAUCCAAACGGCGGUGGGUCUCGGGAUCCAUGAAGGCGUGGCAUUCUCAGACAUUGUCAAAUUUGAAAACCUUCUGAAUAUCAAGAUUGUGGUUUUGUACCACAGUAGAGCUAAUGCAGCUCUCUUGAAGUUCCAAAACACACCCCAACCGCACCCCCAGAUUCUGUACUUUUAUGUGCAAAACGAACAUUACUAUGCCGUUACAAACGUCACGGCGUUCCUAGGGGCAACCUAUGUGUGUAGAUCCUGCCAUACCGGCUACAACCGAAAGGGGGGGCACUCGUGCCGUUAUAACUGUUCGGUAUGUCAGGAUGCAGAGUGCCCUAUGCAGACCCUAAACUUGACACCAUGUGAGGAUUGCCAUCGCACAUGUCGUUCGACCUACUGUUACGAUAAACACAAAAUUGAAACAUGGCACCCCAAGGCCUGUAAAUCUGUAAGCAUUUGUGCCAUUAACAAGAAAUGCCCAAAAUGUCAUUGCAAUUACAGCCUUAAAAUAGAUAGCCCUAAACCACAUGUUUGUGGAAUCCCUCAUUGUCCAAUCUGUAAAGGGGCUCUGAAAAGCAGAAAUGCUGAAGUGGUUCAAGAAGUGCCACACGAGUGUUAUAUUCAGCCCUUGGCUGAAGAUGAACAUUCAGAGAAAUAUGUGUUCUAUGAUUUUGAGACAAAUCAGCAAUCGGGGGAUCAUUUGCCUAUUUUUGUAUCUACCAUGACAUUCACGGGGGAAAAGUGGUCUGCAGAAGGAUCCAAUUGUGCACUACUCUUUCUAAAACAUUUUAGAAAACCACAGUACCGAAACUUUACGUUCAUAGCGCACAAUGCUAGAGCCUACGACUCUUACCUUCUUCUGAACCCCUUGAUACAGCAAGGCAUAGCGCCCAGGGUCCUAGCGCAAGGGAGUAAAAUCCUGUGUUUUGUAGAUCCCGCCUUCAACCAGAGAUACAUUGACAGUUUAAGCUUCUUACCCAUGAGAUUGGCUCAAAUGCCAGAGGCCUUGGGUUUUGAAAACUCUGUGAAAGGCUGGUUCCCCCACUUCUUCACAUCUGAGGAGAAUCUACACUAUAUAGGAUCAUAUCCCAGCCCAGAAAUGUAUGGGUGUGAUUAAAUGUCUCCCAAAGAGCGAGAGAGAUUCAUGACUUGGUAUGAGACAGUAAGACAUGGCACCUUUGAUUUCCAUAAAGAUAUGGAAUCAUACUGUGACAAUGAUGUGGUUAUACUUCGUGAAGGAUGCCUCAGAUUCAGAGAAGAGGUAAUCAAAGAUGCAGGUAUUGACCCUUGGAGUUGUACAACGAUUGCAUCGGCAUGCAUGAAAACAUACCGUACACACUAUAUGCCUACAUCCUCUAUAGCUAUCCCCUCGCCUGACAACUACCGACGCCAGUUCAAGGCCUACUCUAGUGGGUCCAUUCAAUGGCUAGAGUAUAUGGCCCAGGAUAAAGACAUUUUUAUUCAACAUGCUUUGAAUCGAGGGGAGAAGGCAUUUGGCUCUUACCAUGUAGAUGGCUACACCAAGAUUGACGGGGUUGAGACCGUGUAUGAGUACAACGGUUGUUUCUUCCAUGGUUGCAAAUCUUGCUUUGUGCCCCAGAACAUAUGUGUCCUAACCCAAAAUACUUUUGGGGAAAUGUACCAAGAGUUUCAAGACAAAGUUGAUUCGUUACAGGCUACUUACGGUCUAAAAGUGGUUGUUUUGUGGGAGCACGAAUGGACAGCCCUCAAAAAGUCUGAUCCUCAUGUUCAAGCAUUCCUUUCCAGCUUUGACAUCCCAGAACCUCUGGAACCAAGACAGGCCUUGUAUGGCGGCCAUACCAAUGCUUUGACAUUGAGGUAUGUAGCGCAACCCGGCGAGACAAUAGGCUAUGUGGAUUUUACAUCCCUUUAUCCUCAUGUAAUGAGUUCCUCAUGCUAUCCUAUAGGUCAUCCUGAAAUUAUUCAUCGUGAUUUUGACUUACCUCAAAACUAUUUUGGUCUGAUCAAAGCAACAGUCUACCCUCCAAGGGGUUUGUUUAUACCUGUGUUGCCUUACAGGGGUCCUCAAGGAAAACGUUUCUUUCCCCUUUGUCGCACCUGCAGUGAAAACAUACAACAAACCCCAUGUGAUCACACCGAUCAAGAAAGAGCACUGACAGGUGUAUGGGUCACAGCUGAAUUCUCUAAAUGUGUUUCUUGCAGCAUUUACCACGGCCUAUGGCCGACUUGAACUGUACAGGCUCAUGGAGCAGCUUCAGAGGCGGGUACUUUACCACGACACAGACUCUGUGGUCUAUGUAAGCAAACCAGGGGAUUGGAGCCCCCCACUCAGCAACUAUCUGGGUGGCUUAACGAGCGAACUCGCAGAGGGUGACCAUAUCACAGAAUGGUCAUCCUGUGGGCCCAAAAGCUAUGCUUUUAGAACGCUAAAGAAUCACGUGGUAUUGAAAGCCAAAGGAGUGACUCAAAACUAUGAAAAUGCCCAGCGUGUAAACUUGGAAUCAAUCACACGCUUGGUCGAGGGGUUCCUAAAUGACAGGAAUAGUGACUUGGAGAUUUUGAGCUCCUACAAAAAGAUUGUUAGGGAUAAAAAGGGCUUCCAUCUGAGGAAUGCCCCACUCAUUAAAAGAUUCAGGGUUGUCUAUGACAAGAGAGUGCUUUUGCCUGACGGGACUACAUUGCCCUAUGGCUACUGACUUAUGCUACAGGCCGCAGUGUGUCAGGCGUGACUCAAAAACUAUGAAAAAAAUACCCCUCGUGUAAAAACUAGGAAUCAAUCACACGUUUGUUUGAGGGGGGGUUCCUAAAUGACAGGAAUAGUGACUUUGAGAUUUAGGAGCUCCUACAAAAAGAUUGUUGUGUAUAAUAAAGGGCUUCCAUCUGAGGAAGGCCCCACUUACUAAAAUAUUCAGGGUUGUCUAUGACAAGAGACUGCUUUUGCCUGACUGGACCACAUUACCCCUUUGGGUGUUGACUUAUGCUACAAGCUACAGGGGUCUUAAAGCUUAAGAUAUAAUGACUGCUGUAGAAGGUUUUGACCCCCGGUUGCAACUACCAUUUUCGGCCUUAAUCGCAGGGCCUUCGAAUAGUGGUAAAACUUGUUUUGUAAAAAGUAUUUUAGAGAAUUCUGAACAUGUGUUAUCUCAAAAGCCUGAUAAUGUUGUGUGGUGUUAUUCAUGUUAUCAACCUCUGUAUGAUGAAUUGUUGAAGACA